This is a messenger RNA of Aspergillus puulaauensis, 3717 nucleotides long. It is a transcript of the gene ACR2, whose product is annotated as DNA-directed RNA polymerase I core subunit RPA135. The coding region runs from base 1 to 3717 and encodes 1238 amino acids. Gene Ontology annotation, molecular function: DNA-directed RNA polymerase activity; DNA binding; ribonucleoside binding. Gene Ontology annotation, cellular component: nucleus; RNA polymerase I complex. The transcript has 3 exons. Gene Ontology annotation, biological process: DNA-templated transcription. The record is from RefSeq and is a predicted model, not a curated record. NCBI's taxonomy places the organism in Eukaryota, Fungi, Ascomycota, Eurotiomycetes, Eurotiales, Aspergillaceae.
AUGGCUCCCGCCGCGACAGAUACCAAUUGGUCCGUAAACUACGAUGUUUUGAAGCGAGAGAAGCUCUUUCGGAAUCCUCCCGAGGACAAAACCGCAUAUCCUACCCUCGCCGAAUCUAUCAAGCCGCACGUCGACUCUUUCAAUGCGCUUUUCGAGAGCGGCGGAAUUCUAGAAGCCGGUCUUAGAGACAUUGGCACCAAGACCUUCCUCGAUGAGGUCGUUGAAACUGCCGACCAAAAGCAACAGCGUCUUGCGGAGGGCCGCAAACCCCCGAGACGGAAUAAACUCCAUGUUCGAAUCAAAGAAGUCUUCCUCGAGAAACCCGCCAUUCCCCCGACAAAUAAAUAUACCGCUCGUAACCGCAAUAUCUACCCGUCCGAGUGCAGAGAAAGGCAUGCGACGUACCGUGGGAAGCUCCGUGCGAGGAUUGAGUAUCGGGUCAACAAUGGAGACUGGACGGAGUCUCUUCGGGAACUUGGCCAAGUCCCGAUCAUGUUGAGGACCAACAGAUGCUACCUGGAAAAAGCAACCCCGGCAGAGCUCGUCCAGCACAAGGAGGAAUCAGAAGAGUUGGGCGGCUACUUCAUCGUCAACGGUAACGAAAAGCUGAUCCGUAUGCUGAUCGUCGGAAGGCGGAACUACCCCAUGGCCAUUGUUCGUAACACCUUCACAAACCGUGGCCACGCAUACACGAAAUUCGGUAUUCAAAUACGCUCGGUACGGCCCGACCAGACUUCGCAAACGAACGUUUUACACUAUCUCAAUGACGGAAACGUGACCUUCCGGUUCUCAUGGCGGAAGAAUGAAUAUAUUGUCCCCGUAAUGAUGAUUCUCAAGGCUCUGGUAGAGACGAACGACCGCGAAAUCUUCGAAGCAAUUGUUGGUGGUGUCUCUUCUGAGGGGAUCAACAACACGUUCGUUACAGACCGCGUGGAACUUUUGUUGCGGACAUACAAGGCAUACAAAUUACACAGUCGUUCAGAAUGCCGAGCCUUUAUCGGAGAGAAAUUCAAGCCCGUCCUCGGCGUCCCAACGGACAUGCCGAACGAGGAAGCUGGUGCUGAAUUUCUUCGCAGGGUUGUCCUGCCACAUCUGGGCAACCAAAAUGUGACGGAGACUCAGGACUACGACAAGUUCAAAAUGCUCAUGUUCAUGAUCCGCAAGCUUUACGCCGUCGUCGCCGGUGACUGUGCUCCUGACAACCCCGAUGCUGUCUCCAACCAGGAAGUCUUGUUAGGAGGUUUCCUCUACGGCAUGUUGUUGAAGGAAAGACUUGAUGAGUGGGUGAGGUCGUUUGGACCUAUCCUCAGGGAUUGGUCUAAUCGUAAUCAUGGGGCUAGGUUCACAGACCCAGCUUUUGAGAGAGAUUUUGUGAGCAGGGUCAUAAAGAGGUCCAAUGAGAACAUUGGAGGUGCUAUGGAGUAUUUCCUUUCUACAGGUAACCUUGUCAGUCCAACGGGGCUUGAUUUGCAGCAAACUUCCGGUUACACCGUCAUGGCGGAGAAGAUCAACUUCUACCGGUUUAUCAGUCAUUUCCGGAUGAUUCACAGAGGUAGUUUCUUCGCGCAACUCAAAACGACUACCGUUCGUAAGCUCCUUCCGGAGAGUUGGGGUUUCCUUUGCCCUGUGCAUACCCCUGAUGGAUCUCCGUGUGGUCUGCUUAACCACCUUGCUCAUAAGUGCCUGAUUACCACCAAGGAUACCGACGUAUCUCAUCUUCCAAAACUACUUGUCCAGCUCGGUGUUCGCAACGAAUCGUCCGUCUCAUUAACGGAGAGUGUAAGUGUUCAACUGGAUGGUAGGAUUAUCGGACACUGUUCGCCAAAGCAGGCGCGCGUGAUUGCCACCACUCUCAGACACUGGAAGGUUUCUGGUGCCCAUGAUGUUCCUCUCGACCUGGAAAUUGGCUACGUCCCCAAUUCAGCUGGUGGUCAAUAUCCCGGUGUCUACAUGUUCUCACAGGCUGCGCGGAUGUUCCGCCCCGUCAAGUACUUGCCGCUCGAUAAACUAGACUACGUCGGCCCAUUUGAACAGCCAUUCAUGGAGAUUGCCUGCUUGCCGACGGACUUGAUCCAAGGCGUUUCGAGUCACAUCGAAUUCACACCCACAAACAUUCUCUCAAUCGUCGCCAACAUGACUCCUUUCUCCGACUACAACCAAUCUCCACGUAACAUGUACCAGUGCCAAAUGAGCAAGCAGACCAUGGGUACGCCAGGUACAGCAAUCGACUACCGUACCGACAACAAGCUCUAUCGGUUACAAACCGGUCAAACGCCUAUUGUGCGACCACCGCUCUACAACGCUUACGGUCUAGACAACUUUCCCAACGGCACGAACGCCAUUGUCGCUAUUAUUUCAUACACGGGCUACGACAUGGACGACGCUAUGAUUAUCAACAAAUCCUCUCACGAACGUGGCUUCGGUUACGGUACGGUCUACAAAACAAAGAUUCACGCUCUUGAUGACAAGGACUCAAGACGAACGAAGUCUCGGCAGGCAAUUCAAAAGCUUUUCGGGUUUGCCCCAAGUGGUGAAGUCCGUGCUGAGUGGCGUAAGAAUCUUGACGAGGACGGCCUUCCUUACAUUGGUACUAAGAUCACCAGCGGCGACAUUGUUGCUGCGUACCACACAGUACGAUACGAUGCUGCCUCAGAUUCAUACGUCAAUGUGGAUGGUGCCACGCAAUUUAUGAAGUACAAGGACGACGAAGUUGCAUACGUCGAUAGCAUCCGUGUCAUGGGCUCUGAAACUGGUACCGAGCCUGCACAAUCACUCAGCAUCAAGUACCGUAUUCCUCGAAAGCCCAUCAUUGGUGACAAGUUUUCUUCUCGUCACGGUCAAAAGGGUGUUUGCUCUCAACUUUGGCCAUCAGUCGACAUGCCCUUCUCUGAGAGCGGUAUCCAACCAGACCUCAUCAUCAACCCCCACGCUUUCCCCUCUCGAAUGACAAUCGCCCAAAUGAUUGAAUCCAUGGCCGGUAAAGCCGGCUCACUACACGGCCACCCACAAGACUGCACCCCCUUCCAAUUCUCCGAAGAAAACACCGCAACAGACUACUUCGGCGAACAACUCCGCAAAGCCGGAUAUAACUACUACGGCAACGAGCCCCUCUACUCAGGAAUCACAGGCAAGGAAUUCGCAGCCGACAUCUUCAUCGGCGUCGUCCACUACCAACGUUUGCGUCACAUGGUCAACGACAAGUUCCAAGUCCGUACCACCGGACCAGUCAACAACCUCACCGGCCAACCCGUCAAGGGUCGUGCAAAGGGUGGUGGUAUCCGUGUUGGAGAGAUGGAGCGCGAUUCGCUGAUUGCGCACGGUGCGGCCUUCAUCCUCCAGGACCGGUUGAUGAACUGUUCCGAUUCGCAGCGCGCUUGGAUCUGUCGCGGCUGUGGCUCGUUCCUAUCGACCCAAGUUGCGGUCUCGUCGGUUGGCUCGAGCAAGGCGCGAUUGGCGGCGAAGGCUUCAGGUUCUGGUUCCUCGUCGCAUCAGGCCUCUGGUGCUCUUGGUGGGAAUGCAGGUAUUGUGCGGUGUAGGCGGUGCGCCAGGGAGGCUGUCUUCGAUGAUUCCCGUGCGGUUGUGUGGGAGGAUGGAGAGGGGAAGCGCUUUGUUGGUGGUGACAAUGUUACUGUUGUUGCUGUGCCAGGUGUGCUACGGUAUCUGGAUGUGGAACUUGCGGCGAUGGGCAUUCGCAUGAAGUUCCGUGUUGAUAAUUAA